AUGCGCAUGGUAACUGGCAAUAGCAAGACAGGCUUAUCAAUGAGAGCACGCAGCAAAGAUUUAGAGGAAGCUGAAGGAUGCAAAGAAACGCUCUUGAGCAAAUUUGUAGUAUGUGCCCCACCUAACUUCCUUCAGCUGUUCUCCCUGCUGCAGAGUACUUCCCUUUCCUGUGUGACUUUUCCUCUCCCCAUUCUGUUUCCACAGCAAUCAGGACUUUAUGAGUAUAAAAUCUUUGGUGGUCUUGCUGACUGUCCCCCAAAACUGUGUGCAGAUGUCUAUAUGGAUUUAGAUUUCAGAAAACAAUGGGAUCAGUAUGUUAAAGAACUGUAUGAGAAAACAUAUGAUGGUGAAAAAGUAAUCUACUGGGAAGUGAAGUACCCUUUUCCUCUCUCAAACAGAGAUUAUGUCUAUAUUCGUGAAUGUCGAGAGAUGGAUGUCGAUGGGCGGAAGAUCUGGGUUGCGUUAGCUCAAAGUGUGUCUGUUCCUCAGUGCCCUGAAAAGCCUGGUAUUAUCAGAGUUAAAAGCUAUAAACAAAGUCUGGCAAUUGAAAGUGAUGGCAAGACUGGAUCUAAAGUCUAUAUGUACUAUUUUGAUAAUCCUGGUGGCAUGAUUCCAUCAUGGCUGGUCAAUUGGGCUGCCAAGAGUGGUGUGCCUACUUUCUUGAAGGAUAUGCAAAAAGCUUGCCAUAAUUAUUCUAAGAACACAUAGGUCAAAGUUGAUCUGAAUUGUUUAAUUCCUAGAGCUCUGCACUUACAGGAGUGGCUAUUACAUAUUACACUGGAUAAAAUCUACUAAUAUUGGAAAGAAUUUUAUUUUAGUUGGUUUAUGCCUUGAAUUUUAUUAGAUCUUCUUUUCUAUCUCCAACUGAAGAGCUAGCCACUGACAAGGUAACACCAACA
Messenger RNA from Pygoscelis adeliae (Adelie penguin), 899 nucleotides. RefSeq names its product phosphatidylcholine transfer protein (gene PCTP). Bases 1 to 708 code for a protein of 235 amino acids. Gene Ontology annotation, molecular function: phosphatidylcholine intramembrane carrier activity; phosphatidylcholine binding. The transcript is spliced from 7 exons. The record is from RefSeq and is a predicted model, not a curated record. NCBI's taxonomy places the organism in Eukaryota, Metazoa, Chordata, Aves, Sphenisciformes, Spheniscidae.